UUAGCGCCGAUUAGCAUUCGCACAUUUACUGCCGUCACGGCUAGUAUACAUCCAACGAGCGCUAGCAAGGCACCACCAAUCUGAAAGUACCAGCGACCAAAUAUAUCCGAAAGACGCCCGGCAAUAGUCAGUCCGAUGGCCUGCGUCAGAUUGUUUGACAGUGAAACCCAGACAAUGCUCUGAUCUGGGCCAAUGGAUGCGUCAAUGUUGCCCAGCACAGGCGCUAUGAGUGAGAAGCCACCAAUGGCCGCCAUGCUUGCGAGGCCAAUGGCAGCUAAGGAGCCAAUAAAGUUUCGAGAGAGGAAAUAGUGCCGAUUUGCAGCAAAGUCAGCCUUGGGCGAAGUCAUGCUGGUCGAUAGUAAGGCAGUUGUCUCGUCCGGCAUGUAUGUACUUGGCUUGCACACGCCCCUUUUUGCCUGUAUUAGGAUCUGCUUUUUGUUCCUCAAUAUCAUGAUUUCAAAGUAUUAUUAUUCUUUAUAAACCGCCGUAUGAAUUUCCCGAUUCGGGCUUUUCAAAUAUCGCCGACCAGGGUUCUCCUUUUCACCGGUAUUGCCUAAUGCAGCCUUGCCGUUGGAUCCCCCGCCUUUGCAACCUUGUCUGGAUUAAACCCUCAAAAGUAUUCUGUUUUUGCAUCUUGUCGCGUGAGCUACAAAAAAUACCAUUGGAAGUUAUCAACUUGUUGGUUAAUUGUUACAGCUAUGCAAUUCAAAGUGACUCUGGCCUGGCUAUGUGCCGUUCGUGUGGGAGCCGCGUCGUCACCUUGCGAUGUUGUUGAUCUCGGGUACACCCUUCAUGAGGGGUCUGAAUACACGAGUGGCAACGUCCAUUACUGCAACUUCACCAAUGUUCACUACGCCGCGCCGCCUCUUGGAUCACGCCGCUUCAAGCGCCCCGAGAUGCCUGGGAAGAACCGCACGACUCAGACUGCAGGUCCAUAUCCCAUCCAGUGUUUCCAGGCAACUCCAGGCUGGUUUGAGCUCGUGGGACAGUCAAUCGGCAAUAGAACGGACAUUCCAACCAUAACACCAGACGAUGUGCCCGCGGCUGGGAAGGGUGAGACCGAAGAUUGCCUGGUCUUAGACAUUCUGGCGCCCAAGAGCGUCCUCUCCAACAAGGCCAGUAAUGUUGCUGUGCUGGUGAAUAUCCACGGCGGAGGCUUCGUCGUGGGAUCCAAGACAUACAAUGGCCCAGGUAUUGGAUUCCUGGAGGCCGCUGCGAGAAACGGCAUCGAUUUGGUCUACGUGUCCAUCAACUAUCGCCUUGGCCUUUUCGGAUUCCUUGCCGGUGCCGCGGGAGACGGGAUCCCACAUAAUCUCGGGCUACUGGAUCAAAGGCUUGCCUUACAGUGGGUACAAAAGUAUAUUCACCACUUUGGCGGCAACGCAAACUCUAUCACCGUAACGGGUGAGUCUGCCGGUGGCGGCUCCAUAUUAUACCAUCUGGGGGCGGGUGAUGUCCCGUGGGCGUCCCUCUUCUCCAAGGCCAUUCCCCAGAGUCCGUUUGUGGCCUACCAGGCCCAAGAGCAACAGACCGAGACCCUGGGCCGUGUCCUGAAAGCAGCUAAUGUCUCCUCCCCCGCAUCUCUGAAGGGCAUGUCUAGUGAGGACUUGCGCGUUGUCAAUGGUGUUGCUGUUGGCAAUGCUCGCCCCUAUGGUACCUUUGCCUUUGGUCCUGUUAGAGAUGACGAUUUCUCUGCAUAUCCCCCAAAAGUUAUUUCUCAGUGGUCAGAUACCGACAGUAUUUCCAUGAUGCCAAGCUUUAAUUCAAAGGAGGGCGAAAUAUUUGCGUCGCCGUUUGUUAAAUCGUCCACUAAGUAUGAAGAAUAUCUGGCUUCCCUCUUUCCUGAACUCUCUGAUGACGGAAUGACCACAGUUACCAAGGAGCUGUAUCCCGCAGACUUCUCUGGCCGCUAUGGCUACAAAGACAAUGUUGGUCGACUGGCUCAGACAUUUGGCGAUGCUCUCAUCGUUUGCAGCGCGUAUAGUGUGAACUUGGCUGCCCAAAGACUCGGCCACAGCUAUGCCUACCAGUUCUCCGUGCCUCCCGGUGUACAUGGCGAAGACUUGGAGUACAUCUUCUACGAUUGGCAUUCCUCAGGAUCGCAUAUCAACACUACAAUGGCCAAAUAUCUUCAGACCUACAUGACUAACUUUGCAGUCAAAGGUCAGCCCGACGCUGAGCGCAGUGGAUGUGCUGAUCUGCCAUCGUUCCCCCCAGCACACGAUCUGACACUGGAAAAUCUGAAUUCGACAAGCAUCAAGCCUCUUGAAAAGGAUAAGCUGUAUGCAAAGCGUUGCGAGUGGUGGAUUCAGGGACUCGUCCAAGGUUAGACUAUAUGAUCAUGGCGUUCUACAUUUUGCAUAUCAGUGCAUAUCAUUGGCAUAUAAUCAUCGCUGAUUACAUUUACACUAUAUAGUUUACAUAUUUUACAUUCAAUUUAUAACAAUUAUCUGAGAAUCAAACAUA
Messenger RNA from [Torrubiella] hemipterigena, 2466 nucleotides. The record is from the annotation of a GenBank genome assembly. NCBI's taxonomy places the organism in Eukaryota, Fungi, Ascomycota, Sordariomycetes, Hypocreales, Clavicipitaceae.